Messenger RNA from Oncorhynchus gorbuscha (pink salmon), 1835 nucleotides. RefSeq names its product ankyrin repeat domain-containing protein SOWAHB. The transcript has 13 exons. The record is from RefSeq and is a predicted model, not a curated record. NCBI's taxonomy places the organism in Eukaryota, Metazoa, Chordata, Actinopteri, Salmoniformes, Salmonidae. Gene Ontology annotation, molecular function: protein binding. Bases 152 to 1342 code for a protein of 396 amino acids.
UUGGGUUUGGGUGGAGUAAAGUUGGAUGUACUAUACCAUUUUUUUUCUCUCAAAUUAGCCAGGAUACGCUACAAUGUCAUAGCAGCAAGAUCAUAAGAAUUGUAAAAGAAACCUGAUUUUAUCAUAGAACACGAGCAUUGAUAUAUCGAUAAUGGGCGAUGUAAGUGAAGAAUCGUUGUUGGAUUAUUUCUACUCAGCCGGAGGGAAAGUAAAAAAUUCAGAUUUAAUGAAAAAAUACAAGCCUUUUAUUGGUCACAAGGACAUGGAGCUGCGUGCCAAAUACAGAGAGGAGUUCAAACAGAUCAUCGACAGGAUUGCUGUUGUGAAAUCAGAGAAUGGUGAGAAGUACCUAGUUCUGAAGAAGAGAUACCGGCAGCAGAAGCAGGACAGUGAGACAGAGCCUGGGACAGACAGACAGGCCAGCCCAUCGGCCUCAGCCCAGUGGGAUGGGUCAGGGGUCUCGUCUCUCUCCAGUGCCCAGAUGGAACCAUACCUCCAGCCUGAACCGGCCAAGCGGGCAGAGGAGAGGAAGCCUUCCCGGGUGACGUGGUGUGGAAGAGGCCCCAGCAUUACUGUCACAGAGGCACCCGAGCAGGAGCACAUGCAAGAGGAUCAGCACACUGAGAGAAAACCCUCACCGUCUGUUUCAGAGGAACCCCUUGUGCACAGCAAAGUGGAGAAUGAGCCAGACAGAGACUCAGGGUCAAAGUCAGAGUCCGAAGAGCAGGAAGAGGAGUGUACGGGCAGUAUGGGCUCCACCCCAGUGGCUCUGGACCCUGUGGAGAAGGAAUGGAUCUACUCUGCUGCAUGUGGCUGUCUCUCUGACCUCGCCCAGCUGCUACAACAGGAGCCCUCCCUGGCCAACAAGAAGGUCUGGGUGCCAUUUACAGCUCUACACUGGGCAGCCAAACAUGGCAAAGAGGACAUGGCUGCCAUGAUGGCCAAUGCAGGGGCUGACGUCAACACUAAAUCUCAUGGGGGCUAUACACCCCUGCAUAUUGCAGCAUUGCAUGGCCAUCGAAACAUUUUGGAGCUGCUCAUUGGAACAUAUGAUGCGAAGGAGAACCUCCGGGACUACAGUGGCCAUCUUGCAUGCCAGUACCUGAACAUCAGGGAGCCUACAGAGGAUGACAGAGCAGCUCCAGAAGAGAUACAAUUCCCUGAGUUCCAUAUGGCCCAGGCCAGAGACCGCAGCAGGAACAGGAAGUUGACCUCGUUGUUCCAGUCCAAGAAGAAGUGGGGCUCAGCAGAGGAGCUAGCCCCUGUAGAGGAGGAAAAGGUGGCACUUGCACCGCAUCAACUCAUCGUCCCCGCAUUCAGACCCAGGAAAUUCUCACGCUGAGAAAGUAGGUAACCAAAUGCCCCAACAUGCAUUGAUGACAUAAGUACAUGUUCAGUCAGUGUAUGUUUAUUUGAAUUUGAAUAUAUGCUUUUAUGGUAUGUAUGCUUGUGUGUCUCGUGCCUUCAGAAAGUAUUCAGACCCGUUUACUUUUUCCACAUUUUGUUACAUUAGAGCCUUAUUCUAAAAAUUAUUAAAUCGAUUUCCCCCCCUAAUCAUCUACACACAAAACACCAUAAUGACAAAGCAAAAACAGGUUUUUAGAAAUGUUGCAAAUUUUUAAUUAAAAAAACGGAAACAUCACAUUUACAUAAGUAUUGAGACUCUUUACUCAGUACUUUGUUGAAGCACCUCUAGCAUCGAUUAUUCUUGGGGAUGACGCUACAAGUUUGGCACACCUGUAUUUGGGGUGUUUCUCCCAUUCUUCUCUGUAGAUCCUCUCAAGCUCUGUCAGGUUGGACGGGGAGAGUUGCUGCACAGCAAUAUUCAGGUCUCU